This is a messenger RNA of Spodoptera litura, 4553 nucleotides long. RefSeq names its product stromal antigen (gene SA1). Lineage: Eukaryota; Metazoa; Arthropoda; Insecta; Lepidoptera; Noctuidae. Gene Ontology annotation, biological process: sister chromatid cohesion. Gene Ontology annotation, molecular function: chromatin binding. The record is from RefSeq and is a predicted model, not a curated record. Gene Ontology annotation, cellular component: chromatin; cohesin complex; nucleus.
UGUAACUAUUGUGUUUUUUUGUAUGUCGAAUGUCGACUUGUCGAAUGCUGCGCGACUGCGCGUCGUAUUGAUUCUGUCUCUAAUUUGAUAAAUUUGACAUUUCAUAAGGUUCUUGUGUUCUCUAUUAAGUUAGAUAUUGUUUUGCACUCGUCAUUGUUACAUUUCUCUUUGGUAAGGUAAAGAAAGAUGUAAUAAUAUUAAGUUUUGUGAGGAAACAGUGUUACGUACAAAAUGCAUCGCCGUGGCGGGAAACGUAUACGGAUGGAUGAUCCACCUCCGGAAUAUGUCAAUCCAAUGACUCCAGCGACCCCCAUGACUGAUUAUGGUGGACAGUCUGUUCACGAACCAGAAACUCCCAACGUGAAUUAUUCAGGGUUUAAUGUUGGAGCGGUCGCCAAUUCCACUGCUAAUGAACUCCCAAGAGAAGAAGCCGAGGAAUCCCAUCACGAAGAAGAGGAGCCUAGAUCUCCAUCCCCCACUCCUACGAAGCGAGUGACCCGAAGUCGCGGUCGUCGCGGUGAUGGUGGGUUUGUGGGGCGCUUGGCUGAGUCUCCGCCACCUCCGCCACUGCGGCGCCGCGGCCGAGGCGGGCGCGGGCGAGGUCGAGGUCGAGGAACGGCCCCGCCGCCAGCGUACUCACCGCCACCAGUUUUGCUGCCUGGUGAUGACGAGAACAGCCUUUAUAAUAUUCUGAGAUUUAAUAAGACAGCAAUAAACCAAGUUGUGGAUAUGUGGAUAGAAGAAUACAAGACAAACAGAGAGGCUGCACUGGUUCAGUUGAUGCAGUUCUUUAUUAAUGCAUCUGGAUGUCGAGGGAAGGUGACACCUGACAUGGCACAGAUGGACCACACUCUCAUCAUUAAGAAAAUGACUCAAGAGUUUGAUGAGGAAAGUGGUGAAUAUCCCCUUAUAAUGACAGGACAAACUUGGAAGAAGUUUCGCUCCAAUUUUUGUGAGUUUAUUCAGACACUGGUGAAAAUGUGUCAGUACUCUAUCAUCUACGACCAGUACCUGAUGGACAACAUCAUCUCCUUGCUCACUGGACUGUCUGACUCCCAGGUCAGAGCCUUCCGCCACACAGCUACACUUGCUGUUAUGAAAUUGAUGACUGCUCUGGUGGAUGUCGCCCUUUUGACAAGCGUCAACUGCGACAACUGUUUGCGACAGUACGAGGCGGAGCGACUGAAAGCUCGCGACAAGCGAGCUAACGAGCGCCUUGAAGUGCUAGUUGCUAAGAGGCAGGAGCUGGAAGAAAACAUGGAAGAGAUCAAGAACAUGCUCUCCUACAUGUUCAAGUCUGUGUUCGUACAUAGAUACAGGGACACAUUACCUGACAUCCGAGCUAUAACUAUGGCUGAAAUAGGCAUCUGGAUGGAAAAGUUUCCAGCUCAUUUCUUAGACGAUCUAUACCUCAAAUAUAUUGGCUGGACACUGCAUGACAAGGUGGGCGAGGUCAGACUGCGUUGUCUCCAAGCUCUGCAGCCUCUGUACGAGUGUGAGGAGUUGAAGGGCAAGUUGGAACUGUUCACAUCCAAGUUCAAGGACCGCAUCGUGUCCAUGACGCUCGACAAGGAGACUGAGGUUGCAGUGCACGCUGUUAAGUUGGUUAUUGCCAUUCUAAAAUGCCGCAUGCACCCGGACGUGCUGACGGACAAGGACUGCGAGAACGUGUACGAGCUGGUGUACUCGUCGUGCCGCGGCGUGGCGGCGGCGGCGGGCGAGUUCCUCAACGUGCGCCUGUUCCGCGCCGAGGAGCCGGCGCCGCCCGCGCGCUCGCGCCGCGGCAAGCUGCGCCUGCCCAACACGCCGCUCAUACGGGACCUCGUGCAGUUCUUCAUCGAGUCGGAGUUACACGAGCAUGGUGCUUACCUGGUGGACUCUCUGAUUGAGUCCAACCCAAUGAUGAAGGACUGGGAGUGCAUGACCGACUUACUGCUGGAGGAGGCUGGCCCUAACGAGGAAGCUCUCGACAACCGACAGGAGUCGUCCCUGAUCGAGCUCAUGGUGUGCUGCGUGCGCCAGGCCAGCACGGGCGAGCCGCCCGUGGGCCGCGGGCCCAGUCGGAAACAUCACCACAUGCUGUCCAAGGACCAGGCCAAGGUGGUGAGCGACGACCGCGCGCGGAUGACGGCGCACUUCAUGGUGACGUUGCCGGCCCUGCUCGACAAGUUCGGCGCCGACCCCGAGAAGCUCGCCAACCUCGUCGCCAUCCCGCAGUACUUCGACCUGGAGCUGUACACCACGCAGCGCCAGGAGGGCAACCUGGCGCUGCUGCUGGGCAAGCUGCGCGACGUGGUGCGCGUGCAGACGGAGGCCGAGGUGCUGGAGACGGCGGCGCGCACGCUGGAGCUGCUCUGUCGCGAGCACUGCGCCGUCUACUCGCGCUGCAACGUGGCGCGCGCCACCGUCACCGACAUGUGCGUGGACCGCUACAAGGAGGCCAUCGACGACUACCGCAGCCUCAUCGAGGGCGGCGAGACGCCCGACGCCGACGAGCUCUUCAACGUCAUCAACUCGCUGCGCAAGGUGUCCAUCAUGUACAUGUGCCACAACCUCAACGACACCAACAUCUGGGACUCUCUGUUCGAGGACCUGCCCAAGUGCGUCAAGGAGAACGAGUCGCAGAUGCCACCGCAGGCGCUGGUGUACGUGGUGCGUGCGUGCUACUACUCGUUGCUGUGGGCGCUGCACGGGGUGGAGGCGCGGCCGGAGGCGGGCGCGGCGGCGGCGCUGCGCGAGCGCCUGCAGGGCUACGCGGCGCACUGCAAGGACAUCGUGGCGCGCGGCAUCACGGCGGAGCUGAAGGAGGAGGCCUACACGAGCCUGUGCGACCUGCUCAUCCUGUUCGCGGAGCACUUGGUGACGCUGCAUCACCCGGGGGACCCGGACAUGCGCCAGCUCGUGUUCGAGCCGGACACGGAGCUCUGCGACAUGCUCAACGCCUUCAUCCAAGAGUUUGUCUUCGUCCAGCACAACUACGACGGUCAAGACGAGAGACGUAUCGAGGAACUCCACAAGCGACGCAACUUCCUGGCCGCCUACUGCAAGCUCAUCGUCUACAACGUCGCGCCCAUCCGACGCGCUGCAGACGUCUUCAAGCACUACAUCAAGUGCUACAAUGAUUAUGGCGAUAUAAUCAAGGCGACACUGAGCAAGGCCCGCGAGAUUAACAAAUUAAAUUGUGCGCUGACUAUGGAGUUGGCCAUGCAGGCGCUGUUCAACGACAUGUUACAGAAACACGCCGGCACCACGCCGCAUCGACAGAUGCCCGAGAUGUUGGAGCUCAAGGAGCUGGCCAAGCGGUUCUCCGUGAUGUUCGGGCUGGACGCCGUGAAGAACCGCGAGGCGCUGACGGCGCUGCACCGCGCCGGCAUCGCCUUCGCGGCGCUGGAGCAAGGCAGCGCCAGCGGGCCGCCGCCGCGCCUGCUGUUCCUGGAGGCGCUGGCCGAGUUCUCGGGCAAGUUGCUGCGCCAGGACAAGCGCCACGUGCUGCGCUGCCUGGACGCGCGGCUGGGCGGCGCGCUGCCGGGCGCGGGCCGCGCCGACGACUGGGCGGCGCUGCUGGCCUACCGCGGCUCGCUGCUCACGGACGCGCCCGACGAGCGCCCGCCGCCCGCGCGCCGCCACUACGCGCGCCGCCCCAGAGGGCAGAACGAGGACGAAGAGGCAGACGACAACGUGGAGUCUGACCAGGACCAGCCCGGGUGACAGGGACGGGGGACGCCCACUGUCCAAGUAGGGUAGUCUAGUUAGUGGGACACAGUCAUUGUGGGACAGGGACCACUUUAUUGACUCAUUCCCUGAACACCGUGUUUUGUUAAUUUAUGUAUUUUUAAGGAAAAGGGCAUUGACACAGCUUCACCACUAAUAAAAAAAAAUUAUAAACACUAAACAAUUCCUUAUAUUUUUAUAAAUAGAAUAGACUCUGAAAAUAUUUGUGUUGUUAAUUAACAUGAUUAUUAUAGGGUGCAGCAAGUAACUGUUCGGUAGCAACUUAAUGACGUUACAUUAAAUAUUAACGCAAUUUUGGUCAAAUUGGAAUAAAUGAUUUUGACUUUCACUUUGAUAAAAUUAUAAAGAAAUAUAAAAUAUGAAUAAAAUAAAACAUACUAUAUUAAUAAUACCAAAGCCGACGACUGGCAUGAGCAUUACGUUUAUAAUAUAAUGUAACGUUUAAGGCGAACGUGUUAUCCUCUUGUCUGUUGAAAGUUGCGGCCAAUAUGUGCUUUAUACCGGGAGCCGGUGUUUCAACAGAUAAAAAGAAAUGUAACGUUAUAUCAAAUAAUAUUCGUUCUUAUAUCGAAUUAUUGUUACGACGAAAUGUUUCAAAUUAGUCGUCGCCUUUAUAAAUGUAACUAAAGUGGUGGAAUCCUGUCAAAGUUCUUUUCCCCAUAUAAACUUGUCAUAAAUCCAAUUGAUUUAUAAAAACUACACGUUGAAAUUUACAAUUUGUUUUUAGUUGGUACAGGAAAUGUAAUGUUGGCUUAUAUCGAAUUGUUCCAGUUGCAUAAUUAUAAUAUAUUGUAUUUUUAUAAUAAAUUCCAUUUGUAAUA